GUCCAGGAACUUCCGGUUCCCGUUUCAAGAAACCAUGUCCUUGGUCGGGUCUGAUCGUCGCUUGACGAGGUUGUUACUCGUCGUCGUCGGCAUUUCGAACGUUGUUUCUGCCGUGAUCAAGGGGAACACUGAUUAUCAGCAGUAUCAGCAACAGUUUCCUGGAGAACGUUUCUCAAAGGAUUUUUAUCGCACGGAUUUCAAGAAUGGCUUGUUUAAUACUUACAGACGUUUUAAACCAGUCACAGAUUGCAUGUUUGUUACAUCAGAGCCGGGAUCCUUUAUAUACACUUCAGAAAGCAACGACGAAAAGGUUUGCGGAAUUUAUUUUCUGGCCGGUCCUGAUGAAAAAGUGGAGGUUAAUUUCAUCAGCUUCGACGUGCCCUGCGAACACCAUGGACUUGUCUCGGUGGUCGAUGGCUGGGAAUUAAACGGCGAGGUGUUCCCCAGCGAAAUAGAUCAUCGAUUGCCGCUCAAGCAGAGGAGCACUGAAUUCUGUGGUAAAAAUGUCGGCAUGAAAAGAACGUUCGUUAGCUCGCAGAACGUUGCCGUCAUACAAUACAGAAUUCCAAAAGCUGGAAAGGGUUUCACUUUGCUGGCUAGAUUUAUAAAAAAUCCUAGACCCUGCAACGUCCUGGCAACGCGCAUAAGCGAACCAUUUACGCUUCGUAAUUACGGCAGACGGAUAAAUUGCACCUACGUAGCGCUGUAUCCAGGAAACGUCCAAGUAAUCGCGCUGGAGGUCGGCGUAUCUAAUUUCCUUGGUUCCGUUCGCACCACUGAAACUGGAACUUUGCAGAAAUGUGAGGAAACCAGUCCAAACGACCGAGUGGUAAUAGGAGGUAGCUACGGCUUGGACACGUCUAAAGUUCAGAUAGUUGAUUCUAUUUGUGGAAUAGAUUCUAAACCAGAUUAUCACGAGCUGGUGGAGUACGGUGUCACCUCUGUGCGAUUAAUAUCGAGCGGUUUCUUCGAGAACUCAGUCACUGUUGAAAUUCAGCCGCUCAAAGAUGACUUAUUCGACACGAAUAUUAGUAUUUAAUCGCUGUACACCAUGAAAACUUCAUCGUUGCCGCUUGAAGUUAUGUAACUUCAUUGUAAAUUGCAUUUAUUAUCAAAAUGAAUCUGACAAAGGUCCCAAGAUUUUAGUCUACUCGAGAAAUCAAUUCGUUGAAUCCCUUUAAAUUAUACAAAUAUACUUUGGAUCUUGCUGUUAUACUUUAUAAAUAAAUAUAAUAUAUAUAAAUUAUUUAUUAAUAUAUAUAUAUGUAUAUAUAUUAAUAAUCAAUUAUUAAAUUACUAUUUUUUAAUAUAAUUUAAAUAACCUCUUGUGUGAGUGGAUGUAUUUUAUUGCGAGAUCAUUUUUUAUUAUUUAAUGCUCAAAUCUUGGAAGUCUGCAUUGAGUGUAAAAAUAAUUUAUGUUUCACGUUCUUUCUCUGAAACGAUUCAUGAUUCGAUAGAGCGUAUAACUUGUGAUAAAUGGAUUUCAAUACGUGUUGAAUGUGUAGAUCUCUGUCAAUAGUAUAAA
Osmia lignaria (orchard mason bee) is the source of this 1525-nucleotide messenger RNA. It is a transcript of the gene crh-BP, whose product is annotated as corticotropin releasing hormone binding protein. Gene Ontology annotation, biological process: negative regulation of corticotropin-releasing hormone receptor activity; negative regulation of corticotropin secretion; hormone-mediated signaling pathway. Lineage: Eukaryota; Metazoa; Arthropoda; Insecta; Hymenoptera; Megachilidae. Gene Ontology annotation, molecular function: corticotropin-releasing hormone binding. The record is from RefSeq and is a predicted model, not a curated record.